Messenger RNA from Thlaspi arvense, 754 nucleotides. NCBI's taxonomy places the organism in Eukaryota, Viridiplantae, Streptophyta, Magnoliopsida, Brassicales, Brassicaceae. The record is from the annotation of a GenBank genome assembly.
CCGCCAUUUGAAGAAAGUUUUAAAACUAAUUGAAAAAGCUGUGACAAACCUUACUAUAUAUAUAAACCCAACCUUCAUCUAUCAUUUUCACAAAACGAUAAAAGAUUAUUUACAUAUCUAUGGGUUGACCAGAUCAUGGCCAGCCGCAUCAGGCACAACCUCAAGGUAACCAGAACUACAAUGUACCUGUCCAGCUAAACAUACCUACGGGCAUACCGGUCUAUAACCAAACGCAAAGUCUUUGGAGUUCUGAUCUUUUCGAUUGCAUGAACGACAGUGAAAACGCUGUGAUCACAUGUAUAGCUCCUUGCGUCACGUUUGGUCAGAUCGCUGAAAUUGUUGAUGAAGGCGCGACAAGUUGUUCAACAAGUGGGUUGUUGUAUGGAGCGAUGUUUCUAAUUGGAGGACCGUUCGUGUACUCAUGCAUGUUCCGGGCGAAGAUGAGAAACAAAUUCGGGUUACCGGAGGCUCCGGCUCCCGAUUGGAUCACUCACUUACUCUGUGAGCAUUGUGCUCUUUGUCAAGAAUAUCGUGAGCUCAAGCACCGUGGUUUUGAUCCCAAUAUUGGGUGGACUAGGAAUGUGCAAACGCAGCAGCAAGAGAUGAUGGCUCCUCCAACAGGUCAACGGAUGAUGGGUUGACUUACAAGGUUUUGUUAUUUUUGUCACAAAUUGAUUUAAAAUAAUGUUUCAUAUUUCUGUCUUUUUUGUUACUUUAUUAUAAAAUUUCAUGGUCAAAAAUAAAUGUAAGGCAG